Molecule: messenger RNA, 461 nt
Organism: Triticum dicoccoides
Lineage: Eukaryota; Viridiplantae; Streptophyta; Magnoliopsida; Poales; Poaceae
Exons: 1
Coding region: 6-275 (89 amino acids)
Biological process (GO): negative regulation of cell population proliferation
Source: RefSeq, a predicted model, not a curated record
GAUCAAUGGAGGUGCACUGCAGCAGCGACAUGGAGGAGAACAAGCAGCACAUCUGGAAGAAGAUGUCAACUGCAAAGCAGUACAAGGACGGCCGGCUGCCGGGCAAGGAGACGCCGGAGAAAAGAGGAAGCCAGGGGCGGAGGAGAGAACUGAGGCGGUCGGCAUCUUUGCCCGUGCGGGUGGCGAGCGCGGCGAGGGAGCAGCGGGCGAGGCUCUACAUCAUGCGUCGCUGCGUCUCCAUGCUCGUCUCCUCAUGCUGGAAGAACUACCCAUAAAUUCUCUUCUGUUUCUGGGCCUGGCCUCGUAAUCUGUAGUACUUCUGUCUCUUUUUUCUGGACUUUCCUUUUUUUAGAUUUUUUCUGGACUUUCCUUUGCCACUACACAGAUGGCCCUGGUGACUUCAAAGAGAUGGGCCUAGAUCUUACCACUUGUAAUUCGGCCAUCCAGAAAGUCAGCCCUUU